Molecule: messenger RNA, 571 nt
Organism: Anarrhichthys ocellatus (wolf-eel)
Lineage: Eukaryota; Metazoa; Chordata; Actinopteri; Perciformes; Anarhichadidae
Gene: fabp10b
Product: fatty acid binding protein 10b, liver basic
Exons: 4
Coding region: 22-453 (143 amino acids)
Molecular function (GO): lipid binding
Source: RefSeq, a predicted model, not a curated record
GCAGUUGAGUGUGACGGGAUUAUGACAACAAGAACGACAAACAUCCUCGGGCAAGCGACGCCACCAGCAGACAUGGACUUCAGCGGCACCUGGAAAGUUUAUUCUGAGGAAAACCUCGAAGGGUUCUUAAAAGUAGUAGGUGCACCUGAAAUGGUUGUCAAAAUGCGAAAGGAAGUCAAACCGGUGCUGGUGAUCGAGCAGAACGGCAGAGACUUCACCUACACGAUGAAGACCCCCAUCUGCACCAAAGUCUACUCAUUCAGCCUGGGGAAGGAGUCCGAGAUGACUGCUGUGGAUGGCAGGAAGUUUAAGUGCACUGUCAGAGAGGAGAACGGGAAGCUGAUUGCUGAGACUGAAAAGUUCACCUCCGUCCGUGAGAUCCAAGAGGGCGACAUGGUUGAGACUAUCACUGCUGGCCCUGUAACUUUCAUCAGCAGGAGCAAACGCGUCUGAUCCACACCUGGCAGCUGAUGGGGCCUCUUAGAACUUCUCAGCUUCGAGCAGGGAGACAUGUGGAAAUGACAUGAUGGAAAAUAAACGUAAACCUUAAAAAAAAAGCUUCAAAUAUUUU